GGCUAAAUCCCGUUUCGGCAGCGGUAUGGAUGACGCAAUUUACACCUUCAAAGAUGUCAUUUCCCAUGGUCUCUGGUUUAGAAACAUCAGCCACGAAUGAUUUUACGGCCUUUUUCUCCUCGAAGCCUGCUCAUGAAAAGGGCUUUGGUCAACAUGCUGAUGAGGCUGAUCCUGAAAGGGUUAAGCAAAUAAUGCAGCGUGCUGUGGAAGACUCAAAGUGGAUUUUGAAUAAGUAUUGCACGAAAAAAUAGAUUUAAAAAAUAGAAAGACAAAUAUGGCAGAAACGUUUUGGAGUGCUCUGAAGGUGUGGAGCCAAAAACCACAUGUAGUCAACAAACGCCUGACAGGUGUUGCAUCCGUAGCCCACUGGAAAUGUACAUCCCUUUUUUCAUCAUGGGAAGAAAUCGUUGAAAAACAUUUAGAAUUAACUGGUCUUAAUGAGGUAGAAAUAGAAAAGCGAAUGAACAGUCAUCUGUGGUCCAAAUCAGAACACUGGACUGUUGAAAAUCAUGAAGAAAACACAUGCUUUGCCUCGGUCAGAAGAUGUUUGCCGAAGCAAACACGUCGCCAUCAGACUGUUCUUGAGCUUGAAGUUAUAGAUUUUAAACUUAAGUGCGCUGUUUAUGUACCAUUAAACGAAGCUACUGAAGGGGAAAUCGAAAACCUCAUUCCUCCUUGCCCAUAUGCCGCAUUUUUGGGACCUUCGGACAUUGAGCUAAAAGUUUUUAAAAGCGAUGCCAGAGGCGAAUGGCUUCUUCUUAACGUCUUGCCUAAGUUGAGAAAAUGGUAUGCUGAGAUGGAUAAUCAUUCUACCGUUGACUCUGUUCAUUUGGUAUCAUUAGAGGCCUAUAACAACCUCUACCAAGAGUUGAAAAAAAAAUAUGUUCCUAACAUUGCAAAGGUUUGGCCUGAAUGCACCGACCCGCAAAAAUUUAUCCACGAGGAUGUAGCUAUUGCUACUUACCUAAUCCUCUUGUGGCGUCAGGAACAGAAAGAACUUGAACUAGAUGUCGAUUACAGGCAGUCUUUUAUCGACAUUGGAUGCGGAAACGGCCUUUUGGUUUACCUACUAACAUCAGAAGGAUAUCCUGGGAAGGGCAUCGAUAUUCGAGCUCGCAAGAUAUGGUCCUUAUAUCCGCCAGAAAUCCAACUCGAGGUAUCGACUUUGGUGCCGUCUGAAGAGACUUACUUUCUCGAGUUUGAUUGGCUAUUGGGAAAUCACUCAGAUGAGCUGACUCCCUGGCUCCCCGUUAUGGCAUUACAGAGUUCGAUCAAGAGGCAUCCAGACCACCUACCCACCCGGUACUGGGUCCUGCCUUGUUGUCCGUUUUCAUUUUGGGGCAAAUUUCAGCGCGAAAAAUUCAAUUCGGCCAACAGUUCUCGUUAUUUCGAAUAUCUGCGCUUCAUUGCCGAUAUUGGACGUCAUUGCGGCUACGAGGUUGAAGAAGACAGACUGCGAAUCCCUUCUACAAGGCGUACGUGUUUCGUAGGCACCAUUCAUAAAAAGAGUGACUCUGAAUGGGCCGAUUUGCUGAAAAUCAAAACAAACAUGAUCGCGUUGAGCAAAGGAGGCGUUCAAGAAACCAUGUUUCAGCCACGUUCUGCCGUAGAACUUAUCCGCAACUGUACGAGAGUGGAACGAAGUAUACAGGAUGCGUUCGUUAAUUUGACUGCCAAACAUUUGCUUAAAUGUGGAUCCCAGAAACAGCCCGGGGAAUGGAAUCAAGGAGGUGAAAUUAAUUUAACCGACCUGGUAACGUUGGUGAGUCAAGAGUUCAAAGAUUUAAGCCGAUUAAAAAAUGAGUGUGGAGGAAUCCAGACAUUGCUCCGAAAUCAUUCUCAUAUCUUCGUGGUGCAAAACAAGUGUGUACGUUUUCGUUCUCCACAAGAGAUUUCAAUUGACGAAUGGCGGAACCAACAGAAAAAUCGUGUAGCAAAAAGGAAACCGCGCUUAGCUGCAAAUGCUUGCGCAGCUACGAAAAUGAAAGCUUGCUGGUUUUUCGCGAAUCAUCCAGAUGGAUGUCCUUUGACACAAGAAUCAUGCCGAUAUGUUCAUUAACGCCAAUGCGGUCGUCUUAAAGAAAUACACGGAAAUAUAUUUGGGUGGAUGUAGGGGGGAAAGAUACCAGAACGGUACGGCGGUCGCAUGUGCAGCUCGAAAGUCUUGAAAAUUGUAUGAAUUUUUCAACCGACAGUAUUAUUAUAGAUAGCUUUUUAAUUUAACAAUGGCUGUGUGUUUGCAAUGGUGAGAUUUGCCAUACAUUUUUUGGGGUCUCUAAUUCCAUUGUUAUUUAUACAUUUAUAGACUCCAGUCUCACUCCAUGGAGAUUAUUGAACUUAGGAUAAAAAAUUGCAUCUUAUUUUCCCCCAAUGAUUCUUGUAUUGACCAUUCUUCACAGAUAUUUGUUACAUCCAACUGCAAUCAAUCAAAACAUACCCCAACUGGUAGCCACAAAGGAGUUUACUUUUAAUAUAAGUAUGAUGGCCAAAGACAAUAAUUUUCUGAAAGAAGACAUUCAGAACUGUUUUACGAACAAUACCUCUUUCUAUUCACCUUGAGUCUGAUUCUAUACCAAGGUAAUAAAAUGAUGAUCAUUA
This is a messenger RNA of Daphnia carinata, 2598 nucleotides long. Its product is annotated as probable tRNA (uracil-O(2)-)-methyltransferase. Gene Ontology annotation, biological process: tRNA methylation. The record is from RefSeq and is a predicted model, not a curated record. Bases 275 to 2059 code for a protein of 594 amino acids. NCBI's taxonomy places the organism in Eukaryota, Metazoa, Arthropoda, Branchiopoda, Diplostraca, Daphniidae. Gene Ontology annotation, molecular function: metal ion binding; tRNA (uridine) methyltransferase activity. The transcript is spliced from 9 exons.